Messenger RNA from Cajanus cajan (pigeon pea), 917 nucleotides. It is a transcript of the gene WRKY51, whose product is annotated as WRKY DNA-binding protein 51. The record is from RefSeq and is a predicted model, not a curated record. NCBI's taxonomy places the organism in Eukaryota, Viridiplantae, Streptophyta, Magnoliopsida, Fabales, Fabaceae. Gene Ontology annotation, biological process: regulation of DNA-templated transcription. Gene Ontology annotation, molecular function: sequence-specific DNA binding; DNA-binding transcription factor activity.
CCAAAAUCUCUUGGUUUUUGCAAUAUCUUUGAUCACAAUGGAGUACUAUUUUGGAAACCCUAAUCCUAAUCCUAACCCUUAUUUCCAUCACUCUACCGUAACAAACGUGGCAUCUCCCUCCUCCGAGCUUAUGCUAUCUGAUUAUCUCGUGUUGGAAGAUGGUACUGUUGAUCAUCAUCAAGAGUCUUGGUCACAGAGCACAGAAACUGAAUCAUCGGAGAAAGCAACCUCCAGCGAUGCCACUCAUGGAUUUGCUGAUGCAACCUCCACCAUCAAUAACAUAAAGUGCAAAAGUGAUGGAAAUAAGCGAAAGAAGGAAGAAGUGAGUCAAAGCGUGACAUUUAGAACCAGAUCGCAGCUUGAGAUUAUGGAUGAUGGAUAUAAAUGGAGGAAAUACGGAAAGAAGACAGUGAAGAACAGCCCCAACCCAAGGAACUACUACAAGUGUUCAGGUGAAGGAUGCUGUGUGAAGAAAAGGGUGGAAAGGGAUAGGGAUGACUCGAGCUAUGUGUUAACAACUUAUGAAGGUGUCCACAAUCAUGAGAGCCCCUCUAUCAACUACUACAGCCAAAUGUCCUUAGUGCAUCCUAAUGAUUGGGCGCUGCAAUCUUCAGCAAACUCAUCAUCUAUGCAUUGACAUGGUUAUUCACAUAUGUCCAUGUACUUGUCUUCCUUCUUAGUUCAUAUUGCUUUUCAAUAACCAUUACUAUGUGUAUAUAUUGAUUAUGCAUGCCCAUGAAUGACACCUUAGAUCGACCAACUAUAAGCACCAUCCCGGCCCCUUGCAUCUCUCUCUAAAUAUGAUCAACAUGUAGCUCCUCGUGCGCAAGAAAAGGCUGGGGAAUUGAGGGUCUGAGUUUGUAAGCUAUUGGUUAUCAUUACAUCCUCUAAUUAAUCAUAACUAUUUCCAUAUUGUA